Molecule: messenger RNA, 1041 nt
Organism: Spinacia oleracea (spinach)
Lineage: Eukaryota; Viridiplantae; Streptophyta; Magnoliopsida; Caryophyllales; Amaranthaceae
Product: GEM-like protein 4
Exons: 3
Coding region: 102-749 (215 amino acids)
Source: RefSeq, a predicted model, not a curated record
CCCAACAAACUCUUAAACCACCACCAACCACCAAACACACAAUUAGUAAUCUUCUCUAAUUAUAAUAUAAUCAACCACCAUUUUCAUCUCCUUAAGCAAAAAUGAAUGUUUCCGAGGCGUUUAAAUCGAGGAGUAUUAAGAGUAUGAUUGGAGAUCAUCUUCUUCGGAAUGGCUUGUUAAGAUUAAGUUAUGAUCAAACUAGAAAAACAUCCACCGUUAAACUAUUGCCUGGACUUUCUCCAAGCAAAGUGGAUGGAUCUUUGAUCAUUUCAAAACAACGUAAAGUGGAAUCAGUUUUUACCAUGAUGAACAAAUUAGUAAAAGGAAAACUGAGUUUCGUUGGAGGGGUUGAUAAAAUAUUCAAAGGAAUAUUUAGUGUACGUGAAGGAGAGAAGUUGUUGAGGGCUUCUCAUUGUUGCUUGUACACCACGGCAGGUCCCAUACCCGGCCGCCUCUUCAUCUCCACCGAGAAACUCGCCUUCUGCAGCGACAAGCCUAUCGCGAAAAUCUCCUCCGCUACUGCCGGAGAACCUCUUAGGUUCCAUUACAAGAUAGUGAUCCCAAUAAGGAAGAUAGAAAGAUCGAACCAAAACGAGAGCAUGAAAAAACCAUCACAGAAGUAUCUAGAAAUUGUGACAACAGACGAGUUUGAGUUUUGGUUUACGGGAUUCCGAUCGUACAAUAAAACAUUCAAAUGCCUUCAACAAGUUUGCAGUCUACCAAAACUUAACUUGUUGACUUCAAGCUAGUUAAUUAGUACUACGUAUAAUUCAAGUAGAUCAAUUGAUCGAGUUCUUAUGUAAAUAUAGUAUGGCUAGUUAUGUAAGUUCUUCUAUAUAGGAUAAUAGGACGGUAAGAGAAAUAGUAGUUUUCGAUCCCUUAUAGGUUAAGGUAGAAGAUGAGAUUGUAUUAUAGUUUAUCCUUUAUUAUAGUAUUGUAUUCUUUGUAGUAAUUGAAUUGAUAUAGAAUUCUUGCUAUUUAAGAUUUGUAAAAAGUAUUCGAAAUAAAACUAUCUAUAUAUAUUGAGCCUACAAUUAUUUA